AACAAGUCUCGAUUCUCGAUUCUAGUUCUAGAUUCAGUUGUGUUGAAUGUUGCGGUUCUGUCGUUGCGGGCAAAACGAUUUCUCGAUUUUGCGGUAGAUUUUCUUCAGCAAGACAUUAGCGGUUUUGUCGGCUUAAAUUUGGAUUUUUUUACGAAUCAAGCAAGUUCCACCUGAUAUAACCCAGAAUGGCUUCAAAACUCCUCCAAAUGCAAGCUCGCUUUCAACAGAAGCAAAUGCAAGAAAAAGAAGAGAAACUAUCCAAGCUCUACGAAAGUCAACAGCAAAGGGCCUUUGAAAAGGUGGGAAGGGGAAGUGCUGGCAGUAAUGCAAGUACUACCAGUGUUGGAUCAACAGGAGGAGGAAAAGUUCGACAAAUGUUUGAAGAACGCCGCAAAGCAGGAGUGGAUAAAAGUUACCCCUUAGAACCUUUGAAAACUAAAACUGUGGCUAAAAAACCCAUAGCUGAUAAUCAUCGUAAUAUCACAUCGACCACUCGUUCGACGGCAGUACGAACUGCAAUAAAAAAAACCGUAACUCAAAUAAAUAACUCCAAGCCAAUAGUCAGCCAGAAGGAAACAUUUCAACGAGUUUAUAACAAUAAUUAUCAAAAUGGAAACUAUGAGGAAAAUACGAGAGUUGUUGAAAGUUUUGACGAAGUUGAUGGGCAUGAUACAUUAGUGGAUAUGAUGAAUAAUCACAAUAUUCAUGAUAAUUUGGAAGAUGAAGAUUUGCCAAAAAUAGGUUUUAACGACAAUUAUCCAGAAAAACCGUUAUAUAUGAGGGGAAAAUUAGCGAACGUAGGUGGAAAACUUCCAAGUCAAAGGGAAGAAAAGCAGUCCAAGCCAGCAGUGAUGGGACUGAGUCAAAGAAAUGGAGUUGUUAAACAUGAAUCUAAGGUGGCCACUAAGAAACCGAUAGCCAAAACAGUCACAUCUCCAAGAUCAAAUUCAGUGUCUUCUACAUCGAGCCAGUCUUCAAGAAACUCUCCAGUAAGAUCUGAGAACAACAACAUGCCCCUAAAACAGCAGAUGUCAUCUGCUCCUCAAAGAGCGCCAAGUAACGGCCGACCAUCCUCGAAGCAAACAGCCAAAACUCCAGUUGUCCGGGACGAUUUAUCAGAAUGUCGUUACUGCGGAAGAAGAUUUGCCACUGAUCGGCUUGGAGUUCACGAAGAUAUUUGUGGUAAGACUGGGAAGAAGAAGAGGAAAGCAUAUGACGCUACCAAGCAUAGAUUGGUUGGAACGGAGUUGGAGGGAUAUGUACUUAAGCCUGGGAAGAAAGCUGCUAGUAGCAAGAAAAUCAAAGUAAUGGAAAGGCAAGUAGUGGAACCAAAGGUUUCGGCCAAACAGUCUGCAUCAAAAGCUGGCAGCUGGAGGCGAACUCAUGAGGAAUUUAUAGCAACCAUUCGAGCCGCUAAGCUAGCGCAAGCUUAUGUAGCCAAAGGAGGAAAAUUGUCUGACUUACCUCCACCACCUCCAUCCACCAAUCCAGAUUAUGUCGAAUGCCCGCAUUGUGGAAGAAGAUUCAAUGAAUCUGCAGCGGCAAGACACAUUCCCAAGUGCGCCACAUACGAUUUUAACAAACCGAAGAAUUCAGUGCAGAAAAGCAGACCAGGAAAAAGAUAAUACCUUUCACGUCAAGGGUGAACACUAAUAAGUCGGCUGUUUUCUUGAAGACCUAAAAUUGAUGCUCUCCCGGGUACUUGAUGGAUGAUAUUGUGCAACAAAUUAUUUUUCUACAUCGUUGGAAAUUCCCCAUACUAAUAAAAUUAUAUUCAUUGUUGAAUGCUUUAAAGUGCCUUUAAUUCCUCAUUAUUUAAACGAAUUAAUAACAUUUUACUUAGAAGGUUGUGAAAUUAGUAUCGAUAAUAUUUUAAAAAAUUGCUUAUACACUGGAUAAUGUUUACCUAACAAAAAAACCCCCGGUUUAGAAUAACUAAUAAGCAAUGUGUUUAGAUCAAUUUUCAAAUGUGAUACAGAUUUAAAAUCUCUUUCCUCUAAAUUAUAAGUCUACUUUUAUAUACAGCUAUGUUUCAAUUUCUAAGAGUAGCCGUGUGGCAGUGCCGCGCAGAUAAUAAUUAUUUAUCAAUAGUUUAUAUCAAUUUAAAAGUUACUACUGAUUAAAAUGUCUUUACUGAAAUAGCUUAUUCCGGCAAACUACAGAAUAGAAGCGACUGCUUUUCUUUAGAAAUCGCGAAAAUAUUCAGUAUUUUUAUAGAAAAAUUUGUAUUGGUACGUGUAUAUUCGGCAGAGAUAAGUUCUCUGACAAAUUUAUAUAAAUUAGAGUAUUGUUACUAGAAUGUUUUUCGUUUUAUAUCCAAAAGUUACUAACUGAUAAUUAUAGAUUUUGCUACAAA
Molecule: messenger RNA, 2356 nt
Organism: Dendroctonus ponderosae (mountain pine beetle)
Lineage: Eukaryota; Metazoa; Arthropoda; Insecta; Coleoptera; Curculionidae
Exons: 10
Coding region: 186-1625 (479 amino acids)
Source: RefSeq, a predicted model, not a curated record